GUUUGUUUUCUUUAAUGAUCAGAAAUGGAGGAAUCAAUGAAUGGGUAUGAAGAUGAAAUUGGGAUGAAGUUAAGUGAAGAUGUCAAUCAAAGGUAUAUACAUCAAUGGCGUCUGGGAAAGUUGCAGACAUUCAUACAGAACUUAAGAACAAGGAAAGGUACAUCCAAUCCUUGAAAACUGAACUUGGGAAAGCUAAAGAAUUGGAAGUGAAAUAGGCUGAAAAAGAAGCGUCGUUUCGUAAACUAAAACAAGAGUUGGUAAAAUCAAGAUUAUUCGAGUCCGAAGCCAUGAAUUUGUUGUAUCAAGCGAAGAAGAGAAUCCAGGAAUUAGAGGAAGAGAUUGAGAGAAGGAAAGAAUCGGAGAAGAAGAUGCACGAUUCGUUCGUUGCUCAAUCAAAAGAACAUAAACAAACCCAGAUUUCUUUAGAAAGAUCCAAGCAAGAAAUCAAGCUUUUGUUGGAAAAUCUGGAUAAAUCUGAAGGUUCGUCAGAGGUUGCAUCACAGGGUUCAGUGGGGGAUGAUCAUUUAGAGAGACAUGAAUUUGAGCUUCAAUUGACUAAAACUAACUCAGCUCGCGCUCUUGAAGAUGAACGAGCUUCGUCAUUGAAAGCAAAGAAAUUAGCUGAAGAAGUGAAGUCGUUAAAGAGUCAACUAAGAUCCACCAUUGAAGCUGAAGAAAACAACCAAAAGGCCAUGGAUGAUUUAGCCUUAGCAUUGAAGGAAGUGAAAUCCGAAGGAAACGAAACAAAAGAGAAGCAUUGUUUAACGAUCCAAGAGCUCGAGAAAUCGAAAGAGGAAGUCGAAAACUUGAAGCUGCAACUGAAGAACGUUGAAGCACAAUACAUGGAAGCAAAGAAAGAAGCUGAUAGAUUCAACAAUACUUCAGAGAGAUUGAGACUUGAAGCUGAAGAAACCCUUUUAGGAUGGAAUGGAAAAGAGAAGGGAUUCGUUGAAUGUAUUCGAAAAGCCGAAGAUGAAAGGAAUGCAGCUCAAGAAGAGAACAAAGCAUUGCUUGAAGCACUCGAGGAAUCUGAAAACAUGUAUAAAAUAGCCAAGGAAGAGAAUCAGAAACUACGGGAUAUAAUGAAACAAGCCAUAAAUGAAGCUAGUGUAGCUAAAGAAGCAGCUAGUAUUGCCAGGGAAGAGAAUUCCCAACUCAAAGACACCAUUGCUAAAAAAGAAGAAGCUUUGAAUAUCCUUUCACAAGAGAAUGAAAGUCUUAAGAUCAAUGAAGCAGCAGCAGUUGAAAACAUUAGGGAUUUGAAACUAUUGUUUUGUGAAGCAAAUUGGGAAACUGAGGAUCAUCAUGAACAAGCCACGAAACAAAAACCAGUCAAUACUAGUUCUGCAGAUAAGGAUCAUAGUAAGAAAGUAAAGCGUUAUCAUAAACGCAGUCGUGGCCCUUUGAGCUUGACAUUCCCAGUGAGAGCAAGUGAUGAAGAUUCGAGUUCGGAUUACUCUGAUGAUCCACUUAAAGGAUCCAUUUUUGAUGUGGCUGAAACCCCAAAGUCUGCUCCUGCCGCUGGUUCAACACCAAAUGGUGGAACCCAUCAGAGGAAAAAGUCAUCUUCUGUGUUGACGGAUGAUGAAGGAAUGAAUGGCGAGGAGUUUGAGGGAAUUGAUACAAGCCAUUUUGAUGAAGAAGGUGAUAGGAGCACUAGAAAGAAGAAAGCUUUGUUAAGAAGGUUUGGUGAUCUUAUAAGGAGAAAAAAUAUUCCCAAAAAGGAACAACCUUUAGAUCAAGGGGAAAAAUAAAAUGA
Molecule: messenger RNA, 1759 nt
Organism: Gossypium raimondii (Peruvian cotton)
Lineage: Eukaryota; Viridiplantae; Streptophyta; Magnoliopsida; Malvales; Malvaceae
Product: putative WEB family protein At1g65010, chloroplastic
Exons: 1
Coding region: 288-1754 (488 amino acids)
Source: RefSeq, a predicted model, not a curated record